AGAGGAUGCGUCAUAAUGAUAAUCAGAAUAUGUUGAUCAGGCUAUUUUACAAAGUGGAAAAAUUUCUUUAAAUCGAGAAAAAUGGAGAGUGAGAGUACAAGCAGUGUGUCUACUAGUGACAGCAUGGAACAGUCAGUUGGAAGAGAACCCGGGACAGUGACCGAAUCCCUUAGAGCAAUGUUUAACAACGGCGAAAUAUCAGACAUCUCCUUCAAGUUUCCGAACGAGUCAUCGGAGGAGAAAUCUGUCCUAAGAGCACAUAAACUGAUCCUUGCUAUUCGAAGUCCAGUUUUUAAAGCCAUGUUUUACGGUACUCUCCAGGAAGUGGGCCAAGUUGUAAAUAUCGAGGACAUCUCCUACGACAUUUUCAGAACUCUGCUGAGGUUCAUCUACACAGAUAAAAUAAAGCUUGAAGGGGACACAGUUAUUCCGACUUUACAUGCUGCACAGAAAUACCAGAUCCCCGCCUUGGUAAAUCAAUGCCAGUCUUUCCUAGAAGCUGCGGUCGAUAGUGACAAUGCCUGUGUUAUAUUUAGUCAAGCCAAGCUGUUUGAUCUGAAAGAACUUGAAACAAACGUGCUAAGAUUCAUAGAGUUCAACACCACAGAGUGCUUGCAGUCAGAUGGCUUUCUGUCUCUAAGCAAGGAUAACUUGCGAGAAGUUCUUAAGAAUGGGAAAUUCUGUACCUCGGAAGAAAAUCUUGUCAAAGCUACCCUUCGAUGGGCAGAGGAAGAAUGCAAGCGUAGAGAACUGGAACCUACUGGAGAAAACAUGAGAAAAUCUCUUGGAGACAAUCUUUACUUGCUUAGAGUACCUUUACUUUCCCUAGAAACCUUUUCUAAUCUGCUUGUUGCUACGGAAGUCUUAAAUGAAACAGAACAGUUAGAUUUAUACAAAUAUUUCACGCUACAUAAAUUCGAAGGAGGUGCCGAAAAAUUUCAGAAAGGUGCUAGGUUUGAAAAUGCUCCAACCGAAGUCAAGGUUCAAAAUUUAUAUGGGGUACUGGGACAAAGAACUGCGGGUCUUGUUUGUAAGCAGAAAAUUUUGUUAAAAACUAGGUUCCCCGUCAAGUUGUGUCAAAUCAAACUCCUGCCUUUUCCGAGUAAAUCACUUGAUGUCAAUUUCUACCAGUAUCACCACAUGAACAAUUCCCACAAGUCAGAACAAGGCCCAGAGAUCAAAAUUAUUGUUUCGGAAGUUGAAGGUGAAGAGAAGAGUCAGACAAUUUAUGAAGGAUUGAGAAUGUCUACUAACUUGGCACCAAUCCCUUUGGAUUACAUUUUCUCGGCAGACCCUAAUUCCAAAGUUCAGCUUGUGGUUUCUGUCAGUUCUAAAUGCAGAGCCUGUGGUGUUGCCACAGCACCGUUUUACCAGACCGUUGUAAAGGAAGCGGGUCUCUCUAAAUAUAUCCCGAAGCGAAUUACGGUCUCAAAUGAGGCGGUGGAUAUGAUUCUUCAAGGUCACAGCGUUAUCGACAUUAUGACCUUCAUGAAAGAAUGACAAACAAUUGAAUUCAAUAAUGGUUAGUAAAACUGCAGUCUUGUGUAAACGUGCGAAAAUUUGUUUUUCACAUUUAAUAAACAGGUAGUUAAGCUUG
Messenger RNA from Saccostrea echinata, 1597 nucleotides. Its product is annotated as BTB/POZ domain-containing protein 6-B-like. Lineage: Eukaryota; Metazoa; Mollusca; Bivalvia; Ostreida; Ostreidae. The record is from RefSeq and is a predicted model, not a curated record. Bases 82 to 1500 code for a protein of 472 amino acids. Gene Ontology annotation, biological process: neurogenesis. The transcript has 2 exons. Gene Ontology annotation, molecular function: protein binding. Gene Ontology annotation, cellular component: cytosol.